Messenger RNA from Penicillium angulare, 1086 nucleotides. RefSeq lists its product as uncharacterized. Lineage: Eukaryota; Fungi; Ascomycota; Eurotiomycetes; Eurotiales; Aspergillaceae. The transcript has a single exon. The record is from RefSeq and is a predicted model, not a curated record. Bases 1 to 1086 code for a protein of 361 amino acids.
AUGACAAUCCGACGAUUUCCCCCGGCUUUAGGCGGCCUCGGCGCAAACUACAACGAAAAGCUUACAUGGAUAAACCAUAAGGAGCUUCAACAGGUAAACGCCACCUGGAUUCGCGGCUUCAUAGACAUGCACCAAAUAGACACAAAACAUGUUACCCAAGACCCCAACAUACAAGCUCUCUUCCGAGCCAUAGACGCUGGAUACAAGAUAGUCCUCAGCCUCAAAUGGAAUUACUCUGAGCUGAGCUUUCCAUUAAUCGGCGCCGCGGCGCAUACCAUCGAGCUCCAGCGUCUGAACGCCGUGCUCCAAGUUCUCAUGGACAAAGUCAACAUCCUAGUCAUUGGGAACGAACCAUUCAUUGAAGUCCAAAAAGGUCACGCGGAUCAACGCUUAAACGUCUUCUACGAAUCGUUAGCAGACGCAGUCAUUUCUUUCCGCAGAGGAAUCACCGACUCCAGCAAACCAAAGCUAUACAUGGGUGCAUUUAAUCGCCUCGAUCUCCCUGUAAAACGAACACAAGCCAUCGAACGCAUGAUCCGAUUCAUCGCCUCAAGGCCCGAGCUUGAGGGUGCAGAUCUACACCCCCACAUGCCUACUUUACAAGGACACAAAUCCAUGUUGGAAUACGUCUUACCCCGCCUUAGACCCGAUCAGCGAUUCUUAGCCACGGAAUUCUCACUAGUUUGGCAAUGGAAGAAACAUCUUGCUGAUCCUGUUUCGAAUUACUUCUGUGACAAGUAUGCUUUUUCUAAAGGUGUGAGAGUUCAUCAGGUUAUCAGUGCUGCUAUGCAGGCUCCUUGGUCCUAUGAGCAGUGGGAGGACUUUUUAUCUCAUGAGCCUUGGUAUGUUCUGUGUUCCAAUUUUAUCACGGAUGCCAUGACACUUUAUAGGGGUACUGGGAGGCUUGAGGUGGCUACUUGUGGGUUUUGUCCUAUGCGGUUGAGGAAGUUGCCGCUUCCUGUUGAUGGAAAUCCGUGGAUGCUCAAUGGGGUUUUUGCGCCUUCGACUGUGAGACUUCGAGAGGAUGGGUCGAGGUAUGAGAAUUUCCCUUGGGCAGAGGAAUUUCGGAAUGCGCAGAAUUGCUAG